Molecule: messenger RNA, 2698 nt
Organism: Spea bombifrons (plains spadefoot toad)
Lineage: Eukaryota; Metazoa; Chordata; Amphibia; Anura; Pelobatidae
Gene: SEC14L1
Product: SEC14 like lipid binding 1
Exons: 18
Coding region: 206-2581 (791 amino acids)
Biological process (GO): negative regulation of RIG-I signaling pathway
Cellular component (GO): cytoplasm; cytosol
Molecular function (GO): RIG-I binding
Source: RefSeq, a predicted model, not a curated record
GGGGCCAGAGAUCACAUCUCCGACGUCACGCGGCGGAUGUUUGACGCCUGCGCCGCUUCGUGAUAUCAGGUAGCCGGUGUAAACGGGAAACCAAAGCUUCGGUGGGGACUCGCGGACCAGGCUGCCUGCACGAUGUAUUACUUUUAACACAAGACGACCAACCCAUUCCUGUUAGGCUUGUAAAGAACCAAAAGUCCUAGCCACCAUGGUGCAGAAAUACCAGUCACCCGUCCGGGUGUACAAGCAGAGCUUUGAGUUAAUUAUGGCUGCAUAUGAGCGUCGGUUCCCCACGUGUCAUCUCAUCCCCAUGUUUGUUGGUAGUGACCUUAUGAGUGAAUUUAAGAGUGAGGAUGGAGCAGUGCACGUGAUGGAGAGGCGCUGUAAGCUGGAUGUUGAUGCUCCACGGCUGUUAAAAAAGAUUGCAGGAGUAGAUUACGUGUACUUUAUCCAGAAAAACUCCCUGAACAGACGGGAUCGUACUCUAGAGAUUGAGGCCCACAAUGAGACGUUCGCUAGUCGUAUAGUGGUCCAUGAGUAUUGCAGUUACACCGUACACCCUGAAAAUGAAGAAUGGACUUGCUUUGAACAGACUGCCAGCUUGGACAUUAAAUCAUUCUUUGGUUUUGAGAGCACAGUGGAAAAGAUCGCCAUGAAACAAUACACAAGCAAUAUCAAAAAGGGUAAAGAAAUCAUAGAAUAUUACUUGAAGCAGAUGGAGGAGGAAGGCAUCACCUAUUUACCUCGCUGGACUCCUAGCACCAUACAGAGAGAAGAAAGCAAAACGUCUACCUCAAGUGCGGCUGUCUCUCCUCCCCAGACCAUACCCGGUGCCAGUGAUGGGUACAACAAUAGAGAUGGCCGCUGUCCUGCCGCCAGCCCAUCUGAGCCACUCAGCAGCACUCCUGAUGAUAAACUGGAUGCCGAUUAUAUCAAACGCUACCUGGGAGACCUCACCCCGCUGCAGGAGAGCUGCUUAAUCCGCCUACGACAGUGGCUUCAGGAAACCCACAAAGGCAAAAUCCCGAAAGAUGAGCACAUUCUGAGGUUCCUGCGAGCUCGGGACUUCAACAUCGACAAAGCCAGGGAAAUCAUGUGCCAGUCUCUUACAUGGCGCAAACAACAUCAAGUAGACUACGUACUAAGCACCUGGGACCCACCGCAAGUUUUGCAGAACUACUAUGCUGGAGGCUGGCAUCACCAUGACAAAGAUGGUCGUCCGUUGUACGUGUUGAGGCUUGGACAAAUGGACACAAAAGGUUUGGUUCGAGCUCUUGGUGAGGAGUCUCUCCUCAGACAUGUUCUUUCCAUCAACGAGGAGGGGCUGAGACGUUGUGAAGAAAACACCAAUGUUUUUGGUCGUCCCAUCAACUCCUGGACCUGUCUGGUGGACUUAGAAGGGCUGAACAUGAGGCAUUUGUGGAGGCCAGGAGUAAAAGCUCUGCUGCGGAUUAUUGAAGUGGUAGAAGCCAACUACCCCGAGACGCUGGGGCGUUUGCUCAUCCUACGGGCCCCCAGAGUAUUCCCGGUGCUGUGGACUCUGGUCAGCCCCUUCAUAGAUGAAAACACAAGGAAAAAGUUUCUGAUUUAUGCUGGAAAUGAUUACCAAGGUCCAGGGGGAUUGUUAGAUUACAUCGACAAAGAAGUGAUCCCUGACUUCCUAGGUGGGGAGUGCAUGUGUGAGGUUCCGGAGGGCGGAAUGGUUCCCAAGGCUCUGUACAGAACCCCUGAAGAAUUGGAGAGUGAAGAUAUUAGGCUGUGGACCGAGACCAUCUAUCAGUCAGCCAGUGUUUUCAAAGGCGCCCCUCAUGAGAUAAUGAUCCAGAUCGUGGAUGCCUCAUCUGUGAUCACCUGGGACUUUGACGUGUGCAAAGGAGACAUUGUAUUUAACAUUUACCAUUCAAAGAGAGCGCCACAGGUCCCAAAAAAGGACACACUUGGAGCUCACGGCAUCACUUCUCCUGUUUGCAACAAUGUACAGCUGAUUGACAAAGCUUGGCAGCUGGGCCUAGAUUACAGUAGAGUGGAGUCUCCGCUUACUUGCAAGGAGGGAGAGAGCGUACAGGGUUCCCACGUAACUCGCUGGCCGGGUUUUUACAUCCUACAGUGGAAGUUUCAUAGUAUGCCGGCCUGUGCCACCAGUAGCCUCCCGCGUGUCGAUGAUGUUCUUGCCUCCCUGCAGGUGUCAUCACACAAGUGCAAAGUGAUGUACUACACGGAGAUCAUUGGCUCUGAUGAUUUCAGGGGGUCUAUGACCAGCCUGGAAUCAAGCCACAGCGGUUUCUCACAACUCAGCGCUGCUACCACCUCUUCAAACCAGUCUCAUUCAAGUUCCAUGAUAUCCAGAGAGCCCCUCCCUUUGUCUGAGUCUGCGCUCCCCUCUCUCACACACCCCCAAGACCUGAAGUCCAAUCCAGAUGGGCUCCUGCGUCUCUCCCCUUCCUUCUGGGGCCAGCACUUUUCCACUCUCUACACACUGAGACCCCCGGUCUUCCUCCGCUGGCCCCCAUCAUGGCGCCUCCCCUUCAUCCGAGAAGCUGGUGGAACUGCUGCCAUCGAGACGGAGGCGUCCAACACUUCCUGAGAACAUAAGCAAAACGUUAGGGUGUUUGUUUUGGGUUUAUGGAUGAACCCUGAACUCUGUAUGGCAUUCUGGCUCAAUAUCCUUCUUGAUCAAACAGUGCUUCAGGAAAAAAGAAAA